AGACCAUCACAUGUUUGAAGGCCGUCGGACUCCUCCCAAAUGAAGGCGACUGUGCGUUUAUUCCGGCUUUGUCACAAAACGGUGGGGUGGAUGGACGAGUGCGACAGGGCGUCGCUCGCUUUCUGCUAAAAUCACAUUCUGUCAUUUCACUGAAACGAAGAAUCAUAGAGGGGACGUGGGGGACGCUUCCGUUAAUGGUCAAUUCACGUCGGAUGCAAAAAUGUCGAGGAAGACGACACGGAGCUCACUGAGGAUUUAUUUGGCCUUUGUUCUGUUGGAUUGUUGUUGCACGGCGGCAUACGGACAGCUCUCGUACACCGUUUUCGAGGAGGUAAAGGUGGGGACCUUUGUUGGAAACGUGGCCAAAGAUUUAAACCUAAACGUGCACGAGUUGGACGAGCGCACGUUUCAGAUUGUGAGUGGAUCAAAAAGGAAAUAUUUCGAGGUGAAUGUGAAAACUGGCUUUCUUUAUGUGAGUGAGCGAGUGGACCGAGAGGAGCUGUGCGCUCAGGCUGCAGCAUGCACCGUCAAUGUCGAGGCGGUUAUCAACAAACCUUUAAAGCUCUAUCGACUGGAAAUCAAUAUCGCCGACAUUAAUGACAAUGCACCGUAUUUCCUGGAGAAGGUUCAGACGAUUAACAUCGCGGAGAGCACUUUGCCCGGGGGGACUUUUGGUUUCAUCGGUGCGUCGGAUCUCGACGUUGGGACGAAUAGUGUUACUGCGUACAAGAUCAGUCCGAAUGAUUAUUUUUCUCUUGAGUCGCACAAAGGGGGCGAGAGUGUGGCUUCUAAGCUUGUGCUGCAGAAGCCUUUAGAUCGAGAGAAACAACGUUCUGUUACGCUUACUGUGACCGCAGUGGACGGCGGGAAUCCACCCAAAUCCGGCACGUGUCAAAUUCAGAUCAAUGUUUUAGACAAUAACGACAAUCCUCCUUUGUUUAGCAGUUCUCUGUAUAAAACACGGAUUGCUGAAAACUCACCGCCAAAUAAAACGGUCAUCACGUUGAAUGCGGCUGAUGCAGAUGAUGGCUCGAAUGGUGAAAUCGAAUUUUCACUGAGGAGUAAAGGGCAGGAUCGUGUUCUAGAUUUAUUUGAAAUUCAUCCUAAAACAGGCGUCAUUUUUGUCAAAGGAAAAAUUGACUAUGAAGCAAAUUCUGCCUUUGAGAUUCAUGCGCAGGCCACAGACAAAGGUCAUCCUCCCAUGUCUACUGAUUGUAAAGUGCUGGUCGAGGUGGAGGACAUCAAUGACAACGCUCCCGAGAUGAGUGUGACGUCACUGCUGCGCGCAGUCGAGGAGGACGCCGAGGUCGGCACUGCUGUUGCUCUCGUCUCCGUGAUGGACAACGACGGAGGAAGCAACGGUGUCGUGAAAGUUGCCAUCGCAAAUAAGACUCCUUUUCAAUUGGACACAAAUUAUAAAAACUAUUAUUCGUUAAUAGUAAACGGCCCGCUGGACAGGGAGACUCAAAGCGACUAUAACAUCACUAUUGUGGCGAUUGACGAAGGCGCUCCGCCUCUGUCCAGCACAAGCGUUAUUCGCGUGCACGUCUCAGACGUGAACGACAACAAGCCUCGCUUCUCGGAGCCCCUCGUGAAUGUUUACAUCAAAGAAAAUAGUCCACCGGGAGCGGUAAUACAUCAAGUGACUGCAGUCGAUGACGACGUCCAUCAAAACGGGCGCCUGACUUACUCGUUGCUGCAAAGCGCCACCGACUCGAUUCCGAUAACGACGAUGAUAAACAUCGACUCGGAGAGCGGCGAGAUCGUCACUUUGCAGUCGUUCGACUACGAGGCGCUCAAGACGUUCGAGUUCAAAGUCCAGGCCGCGGACCGCGGCGUUCCUCCGCUGAGCGGCGAGGCGAGCGUCACCGUCUUCAUCCUGGACGAGAACGACAACAGUCCCGGCGUCCUGCCGCCCUAUUCCGAGCACGGCUCGGCCAACGGCGAGAGCGUCCCCUUUUCUGCCGAAGCGGGAUACUUCGUGGCGAAGAUCAGGGCCGUCGACGCAGACUCGGGAUACAACGCGCUGCUCUCCUAUCGCCUGUCCGAGCCCAAAGGCGGCGACGACGGGCUCUUCCGGAUCGGAAGCGGCACCGGGGAGAUUCGGACCAAGAGGAGAAUGAGUGACGAUGACCUGAAAAGUCACCCCUUGGUGGUGUUGGUGUGUGAUCACGGAGAAGCCUCCCUGUCAGCUACUGUGUCUAUUGACGUGCUGGUGCUGGAAAGCGCAGCCGACGUCCGCGCUCCGUUCAGACACGUGCCCGGAAAGGAGGAGAGCUUCUCCCGUUUCCACUUGUAUCUGCUCAUCGCCAUCGCGGCCGUGUCGCUCGUCUUUCUGCUCGGCCUGCUGGCUUUCGCGGCCUUCAAAUGCCGCGGACGGACGGACGGCGCCCCGACGAUCGGCGCCCGCCCCGACGGGAGCCGGUCUUACUCCAAAGCCACUCAGCAGUAUGACGUGUGUUUGGGCUCGGACACGCUCAAGAGCGACCUGGUGCUCUUCCCCUCGGCCUUUCCGCCGGGGGAAGCGGAACUGAUCAGCAUUCACGGAGGGGACACCUUCGGCAGGACUCAGACUUUGCCUCAUAGCGAGAAGGUAGGCUGGCAAUGUUUUUGUCUUCCGAGGUUCUUUGUAUUUCUCGUCCCAUGAUGAAGUAGUGUGCAUUCACAUGUAGCCAAGAGUGCAACUCAUAUGAAGCACGAAGUACUUGUGGUCUUUUGAAAAGUGACUUUUAAGGCGUUGACUUUACGCAUUGCUUUCUGUCAAGCUGGUUGACUCCGAAUCGUACCUGUGACCUCAUUUAUCGCGACAACAGCCCAUAAUCUUGACGUAACUUGUUCAGGGAAGGGAAAAGAGCGAAAUGGUUCAAUUAUCGUGUGUUGUCAAUGUAUGCUGUGGAACGAUGACAUAAAUGUGACGUUGAGUCCUUCACAUUUGAAUCUGUUGACAUCUAGAAAGGUGAUAUCCUUCGAUGAAAGAGUUUGUACCCGUUUCAAUACAUGGCAGCUUUUACGCAGCACUCAGAAAGGUUUUUACGUGAACUACUACUCGCUUGUUGUCCGUGGUCCUGAAAAGGUGCUUUCUUUCCGACGCAUCAUCAGGAUUACGUACGUGAAUGAAUUUACAUCUCGAGAUGUACACUCCCCUCCAAAAGUAUGAGAACAGCAAGGUCAAUUGCUUUGUUUUGCUUGUUUACUGGGGACAUUUGGUUUUCAUAUCAAAAGAUGAAUAUGAGACCAAGUCUGAAGUCCAGCUUUUAUUUCAUGGGAU
Messenger RNA from Phycodurus eques (leafy seadragon), 3268 nucleotides. RefSeq names its product protocadherin alpha-3-like. Gene Ontology annotation, molecular function: calcium ion binding. Gene Ontology annotation, cellular component: plasma membrane. The transcript has a single exon. The record is from RefSeq and is a predicted model, not a curated record. Gene Ontology annotation, biological process: homophilic cell-cell adhesion. Bases 221 to 2647 code for a protein of 808 amino acids. Lineage: Eukaryota; Metazoa; Chordata; Actinopteri; Syngnathiformes; Syngnathidae.